This is a messenger RNA of Apus apus (common swift), 1833 nucleotides long. Its product is annotated as tyrosine-protein kinase ZAP-70. The record is from RefSeq and is a predicted model, not a curated record. Gene Ontology annotation, biological process: innate immune response; protein phosphorylation; cell differentiation. Gene Ontology annotation, molecular function: non-membrane spanning protein tyrosine kinase activity; signaling receptor binding; ATP binding. Bases 4 to 1833 code for a protein of 609 amino acids. The transcript has 12 exons. Gene Ontology annotation, cellular component: cytoplasm; extrinsic component of cytoplasmic side of plasma membrane. Lineage: Eukaryota; Metazoa; Chordata; Aves; Apodiformes; Apodidae.
GAGAUGCCAGAUGCUGCCGCUCACCUGCCCUUUUACUACGGCAGCAUCGCCAGGUCGGAGGCUGAGGAGCACCUGAAGCUGGCAGGGAUGUCAGAUGGGCUGUUCCUGCUCCGGCAGUGCCUGCGCAGCCUGGGGGGGUAUGUCCUCUCCAUGGUCUGCAACCUGCAGUUCUACCAUUACGCCAUCGAGCGCCAGAUGAACGGCACCUACGCCAUCGCGGGGGGCAAAGCGCACUGCGGGCCCGAGGAGCUCUGCGAGUUUUACUCCAAAGAUGCUGAUGGGCUCUGCUGCCCCCUCCGCAAGCCCUGCAACCGGCCCAGCGGGGUGGAACCCCAGCCCGGGGUCUUCGACAGCAUGAGGGACAACAUGGUGCGGGAAUACGUGCGGCAGACCUGGAAACUAGAGGGCGAUGCGCUGGAACAGGCCAUCAUAAGCCAGGCUCCCCAGGUGGAGAAGCUGAUUGCCACCACAGCCCAUGAGAGGAUGCCCUGGUACCACGGCAGCAUCGCCCGGGAUGAAGCUGAGCGGAGACUCUACUCUGGGGCACAACCUGAUGGGAAGUUCCUGCUGAGACAAAGGAAAGAGAACAGUGCCUAUGCUCUCUCCCUGGUCUAUGGCAAAACAGUCUAUCACUACCGGAUAGACCAGGACAAGUCUGGCAAGUACUCCAUCCCUGAGGGCACCAAGUUCGACACACUCUGGCAGUUGGUGGAGUACCUAAAACUCAAACCAGACGGGCUGAUUUUCUACCUGAGGGAAACCUGCCCCAACCCCAACAUGCCAGCGUCUGCAGCACCGGUUCCACCAACCCACCCCUCUGUGAGCAGACACCUUGGGCCUCUUAAUGCAGACGGAUACACACCAGAGCCUGUAGGGGCAGGGAAGUCACGCCUGCUACCCAUGGACACCACUGUCUAUGAGAGCCCCUACAGUGACCCCGAGGAACUGAAGGAUAAGAAGCUUUUCCUGAAGAGGGACCACCUGAUGAUGGAUGAAGUGGAACUGGGGGCAGGAAACUUUGGCUGCGUCAAGAAAGGAGUCUACAAAAUGAGAAAGAAGCAGAUCGACGUGGCCAUAAAGGUCCUGAAGAGCAACAAUGAGAAAACAGUGAAGGAUGAAAUGAUGAAGGAAGCCCAGAUCAUGCAUCAGCUGGACAACCCCUACAUUGUCCGGAUGAUUGGGGUCUGUGAGGCAGAGUCCCUGAUGCUUGUGAUGGAGAUGGCUUCUGGAGGGCCACUCAACAAGUUCUUGGCCUGCAGGAAAGACGAGAUUACAGUCAGCAAUAUCGUGGAGCUGAUGCACCAAGUAUCCAUGGGGAUGAAGUACUUGGAGGAAAAAAACUUUGUGCACAGGGAUCUGGCAGCCAGGAAUGUCCUGCUGGUCAACCAGCAUUAUGCCAAGAUCAGUGACUUUGGACUCUCCAAGGCCCUUGGGGCUGAUGACAGCUACUACAAGGCCAGGACAGCUGGCAAGUGGCCCCUGAAAUGGUAUGCCCCAGAGUGCAUCCUCUACCACAAGUUCUCCAGCAAGAGUGAUGUGUGGAGCUACGGUGUGACCAUGUGGGAGGCCUUCAGCUUUGGGCAGAAACCAUACAAGAAAAUGAAAGGCCCAGAGGUCAUCAGCUUCAUAGAGCAAGGCAAGCGCAUGGACUGCCCCACGGGCUGCCCCGCAGAGAUCUACAGCCUCAUGCAGCAGUGCUGGACCUACAGGUCGGAAGAGCGUCCAGGAUUUAUUUCUGUGGAAAACAUAAUCCGCUCCUACUACUACAGCAUUGCAACCAAGACAGAAAAUGGGCCAGAGACAGAGGACAAGUCAAAAGCAACUCUCCCCUGA